This is a messenger RNA of Dicrocoelium dendriticum, 487 nucleotides long. Lineage: Eukaryota; Metazoa; Platyhelminthes; Trematoda; Plagiorchiida; Dicrocoeliidae. The record is from the annotation of a GenBank genome assembly.
GCUUCAAUUAAUCACAUUUACCGUCAUAUCUGCUGAGCUAUCACUAAUGACGAAGCUGACCCCCUGUGGCACUUGUUGCAAAAUAAUUGGGCAUGAAGCCAAUGCUGGUACAUGCCCCAGGUGUUGUGUGAAUUUCCAGAUUUCAUGUAUUGGUUUGUCGUUAGUUCAUUUUGUACUACUGCGUGUAAUCAAGCAUGAUUUUGUCCAAAUAUUGUGUAAGAAAUACGAAGCCACUGUGUGGUCACAAACAGCGGAGAAGCCGCGCGAGCCUGCAGAACGGGCGAAACGUUCCUUGGGGAGGAACUCCGUGGGUUAACCUAAACUAGCGGAAACCCAGUCACUCCUGUUUUCGAACGAGCCCACCUGCACACCGACUGCAGGCUCUCCAGCACGAUGCCCACCCGUUGUUGGAGACUCAGUUGGCGUGGCUGUGUUGCGUCCUACGGACACUAAGAUAUCAGGUCUGCCGAACGCGGAUAAACAGAUC